AUAUCCAUUCAAUACACUAUGAUACCUCUGUCAAAAAUAUCUCCGAAAUAAUUUUAAAUUUAAUUCUCCGAGCCGCUAAAUAAGUGCUGGUAUGUUUCGGUAUUUUGAACACCGCUUGGGCAUUUAUUGGCGUUCCGUCUGCGUUCACACUGACCUCCGUAAGGUUAUCGGCAUAAUUUUGUAAAUUCUCGACUUUGCCGUUUUUCGACUCGAUUCAUUCGUCAAAAUUCCGAAAGACGCGACGCCAUUAGAUCCACUACACCCACGAGCGUUGUCACAUCAGGAUUCGGAUUAGGAUUUCCCGGGUUGAUCGACGAUAAAGGACGAAUAUGCUGCGCUCCCUUGCAACAACACGAAACGAACUCGGGGCCCUUCGCUCCGUGCUCCUGCGAUCGAAUAACGCCACCUAUGUCCGCCGAUCGGCCGGAAAUGUGGUGGUGCGCGCCCUCAGCUGCCAGCUGAUCAACUCCCGGAAUCUCCAGAGCAUCAGGUCAAAACUUACCACUAGCCAGUCACCGAUCGCAUGGAGCUACAACUUCGCCCGUGCCUAUUCCAACCUUCCGGAUCACAUUAGGGUGCCACUGCCUGCUCUUUCCCCCACCAUGGAGCGCGGAUCGAUUGUCAGCUGGGAGAAGAAGGAGGGCGACAAGCUUAACGAAGGUGACCUGCUGUGCGAGAUUGAGACGGACAAGGCCACCAUGGGCUUUGAGACGCCCGAGGAGGGCUUUCUGGCCAAGAUUCUCAUCCAGGGCGGCACCAAGGACGUUCCCGUGGGCCAGCUGCUGUGCAUAAUCGUGCCUGACCAAGGUAGCGUAGCUGCCUUCGCGAACUUCAAGGACGACGGUGCCGGCGCACCACCACCAGCUCCGGCAGCAGCUCCAGCGCCCGCAGCAGCACCAGCUGCAGCACCGCCACCACCACCCGCCGCAGCUCCAGUAGCCGCUGCGCCCCCACCAGCUCCCGCCGCUGCUCCAGCUGCAGCAGGUACAGGGCGUGUGUAUGCCAGUCCCAUGGCCAAGCGACUAGCCGAGGCACAACAGCUGCGUCUACAAGGCAAGGGCAGUGGAGUCCAUGGCUCAAUUAAAUCUGGUGAUCUUGCAGGCCAGAAAGCGGCAGCCAAGCCAGCUGCUGCAGCACCUGCCAAGGCCCCCAGGGCAGCUGGAGCCCGCUACGAGGACAUCCCGGUGACCAACAUGCGCGCAGUGAUUGCCAAACGCCUGCUGGAGUCCAAGACCCAACUGCCUCACUACUACGUCACCGUGCAGUGCCAAGUGGAUAAGCUCCUGAAGUUCCGCGCGAAGGUUAACAAGAAGUACGAGAAGCAGGGUGCCCGCGUCUCUGUGAACGACUUCAUCAUCAAGGCCGUCGCGAUCGCCAGUCUUAAAGUUCCCGAAGCGAACUCGGCCUGGAUGGACACAGUAAUCCGAAAGUAUGACGACGUUGAUGUCUCGGUGGCCGUCUCCACAGAUAAGGGUCUGAUUACCCCCAUUGUCUUCAAUGCCGACCGCAAGGGAGUCCUGGAGAUCUCUAAGGAUGUCAAGGCGCUGGCAGCCAAGGCGCGUGACAACAAACUGCAGCCCCACGAGUUCCAGGGCGGCACCAUCUCGGUGUCUAAUCUGGGCAUGUUUGGUGUGAACCAGUUUGCCGCUGUUAUCAACCCUCCUCAAUCGUGCAUCCUUGCCAUUGGCACCACAACGAAACAGUUGGUUGCGGAUCCUGACAGCCUCAAGGGUUUCAAGGAGGUCAACAUGCUGACCGUCACCCUGAGCGCUGAUCAUCGUGUUGUGGAUGGUGCUGUUGCUGCCAGGUGGCUGCAGCACUUCCGCGACUACAUGGAGGAUCCUUCCAAUAUGGUAUUGUAAGCGGACAGGCACGACACAUCACAUUUAGAGACUCCAACGAAAACAAAAAGGAUAACAAAGUUAGCAUCCUCUCAUUAAGCGAGGAGUUUCAGUCGUCAUGCAAUAUGUAGAAGUGUGGAUUCUAAUCGGUGUUACAUAUGUAAAGUUUUAAAUUGGAUUUAGCUCAUCAUUUUAUCACUUAUAUAUAUAUAGAAAUUAAAUUGUGUAAUAUUUGAUGUAGUUAUGAUGGUCAUCGUUGCCAUGAUUGUAGGAAGAGUACACAAAAUACUUGAAUGAUAUUCGAAUUAACCCACUCACCGAGCUGUAAAUUUCCGUUUGAUAUGCAAAACGUUUUGUAUGCUUUGUUCGCAUAUGUUGAUCAUGAUGGAGUAUGAAAAUGGAAGUAGUUGAAAGUCCAAAGACGCGUUGAAUAAACCCAAAACACUCACAUGAACUAGCCAA
This is a messenger RNA of Drosophila erecta, 2303 nucleotides long. It is a transcript of the gene muc, whose product is annotated as dihydrolipoyllysine-residue acetyltransferase component of pyruvate dehydrogenase complex, mitochondrial. Gene Ontology annotation, molecular function: dihydrolipoyllysine-residue acetyltransferase activity. NCBI's taxonomy places the organism in Eukaryota, Metazoa, Arthropoda, Insecta, Diptera, Drosophilidae. Gene Ontology annotation, biological process: pyruvate decarboxylation to acetyl-CoA. Gene Ontology annotation, cellular component: pyruvate dehydrogenase complex. The coding region runs from base 330 to 1862 and encodes 510 amino acids. The transcript has 7 exons. The record is from RefSeq and is a predicted model, not a curated record.